UGGUAGAACUGGAACGCCAAAGCUAACGAUAUGAGAGUACAUAGUAUAUAAAUUAUUUAAUUUUAUCUAUUACUCGGUGAAUAUCUUAAUAAAUCCAAUUUCUCAUAAUGGCUAAACCGGGCCCAGAAUCCGAAUCUGACAAAGAAAAGAAAAAAGAUAGAUCCAGGGAUAAAAAAAAACGAUCCGUAUCAGGAAGUAGCAGUAGUAGCAAGAGCAGUUCUUCUGGUAGUAGUUCGAGGUCGUCCAGUUCCUCUAGUACAUCGAGCUCCAGCUCGUCUUCCAGCAGUUCAUCUACAGGUUCUUCGUCAUCCACCAGUGAUAAUGAAAGGACUCGGCCACGAAAAAGGUCAGGAUCUCCCGUUAAAUCCAACAAAGGACGCGAAAUAAAAGAGAAAGACAAGGAUAAAAAAGAAGUCAAAGAUAAGGAAAAGGAAAGAGAUAAGGUUGACUUGAAAAAAGAAGAUAAAGAGAAGGAUAGAAGAGCACUGACUCCAACUAAAGAAAGAGAAAAAGAUAAAAAUCAUGUCCGUAAUCGAUCUAGAUCAAGAUCUCCACGCAAACGUCGUCGUCGUUCACCUACCCCACGUCCUACGAAAAUUCACAUCGGUCGUCUUACUAGAACCGUUAACAAAGAUCAUAUUUUGGAAAUUUUCGGUACUUAUGGUAACAUUAAACAUGUUGAAUUUCCAAAAGAUCACAAUCACCCGCACUUGGGACGAAUGUAUUGUUAUGUGGAAUACACCACAGCUGACGAAGCUGAAAAUGCCAUGAAACAUAUGGACGGAGGACAAAUAGAUGGACAGGAAAUUACUGCAGCUCCAGUAUUGAUCCCUAAACCGAGACCCAUACCCCAAAGAAGAUCUCCUCCAGCUCCCAUAAGGAGACCACCAAUGCAUAGAAGAACGCCUCCAAGAUUUAGAAGGAGACCAUCUCCUAGACCUAUAAGGAGAUCACCGAGACGAAGACAUACUAGGAGUCCACCACCUCGAAGAAGAAAACAUUCGAGGUCCAGUUCCAGUAGUUCAUGAACAAAUUGGAUAUGUAUAUUUUAAAGUUAUAUUCAAAAUUUUUUUUUGUAAGAAUUAAUCUAAAAUAAGUCCAAUAUGACAUUGAGAGACAUUUUUGAUAUUCUAAUAAAUCAGUGCUAUGUAAUUUGUAACACUUUCACUUGAAAAAAAUUAUGGUUUGAUCAAU
Molecule: messenger RNA, 1194 nt
Organism: Diorhabda sublineata
Lineage: Eukaryota; Metazoa; Arthropoda; Insecta; Coleoptera; Chrysomelidae
Gene: RnpS1
Product: RNA-binding protein with serine-rich domain 1-A
Exons: 6
Coding region: 108-1028 (306 amino acids)
Biological process (GO): mRNA splicing, via spliceosome
Cellular component (GO): ASAP complex; nucleoplasm; cytoplasm
Molecular function (GO): RNA binding
Source: RefSeq, a predicted model, not a curated record